AUGUGGAGCUGCAGGGCUUGCAGCAACACGCCCUUCGCGGCCCUCUUUGGCUUCGGGAGCGCUGAGGAAGACCGGCGGAAAAAGAAAAAGAGAGCAAAUUCACAGGCCCAAGAGAGCUCUUCUCAUUCUAACUCAGAGGGAGACAGCGCGUACACAGACCGCUACGCUUCUCAAGAGACGUUUGAGCCACGGAGUCCAGAGGAGGUGGAGGCGCUUUGCAGGGCCUGGGAGCACUACGUACACCCCAGGGCGCGGGAGUUCUGGCAAACUGCUGAAGCCAGAAUCGAAAUAUUACAGAAAAUCGCUCGCGGAGUGCACAGAGGUUACGACCCCGUUUUGGGGGAUGACAAACAGUGUGUCGUUUGGUACGGAGAUUUGUCGGAAGACGACAAUCUGCCGGUCAUCCGAAUGGUGAAACCAGGGGAAACUCAAGAGUCGCAGACUUACGUGAACCGCACCCUCGUGUUCCUUUAUGCAGACGAGGAAAGUUUCAACGAGUUGCAGGAAAAACCGAAGAAGGCGUUUACGAUGGCCUGCGCAAAUCCGCUUUGCGUUAACCUGACGCAUAUCGCACUUGAUGAUUAA
Messenger RNA from Eimeria mitis, 585 nucleotides. RefSeq lists its product as uncharacterized. The transcript is spliced from 4 exons. NCBI's taxonomy places the organism in Eukaryota, Apicomplexa, Conoidasida, Eucoccidiorida, Eimeriidae. The coding region runs from base 1 to 585 and encodes 194 amino acids. The record is from RefSeq and is a predicted model, not a curated record.